This is a messenger RNA of Aspergillus alliaceus, 1713 nucleotides long. RefSeq names its product cytochrome P450. Gene Ontology annotation, molecular function: iron ion binding; monooxygenase activity; heme binding. The transcript has a single exon. Bases 7 to 1503 code for a protein of 498 amino acids. The record is from RefSeq and is a predicted model, not a curated record. NCBI's taxonomy places the organism in Eukaryota, Fungi, Ascomycota, Eurotiomycetes, Eurotiales, Aspergillaceae.
UAGAUAAUGGAUUUGAUCGCCAUUCUCUGUUUGGCGGCUGCUCUUCUAUUCCUCUACCACCCUCUCAGGGGCGUCAUCUGCCCAAGUUCGUCGAAAUUACCACUUCCACCGGGCCCAACCUUGCUAUCGGGACCAUUCCCGGAGAAAGACAUCGCCAAAACAUUUCAGAAAUGGAAUCAGAAGUAUGGGCCUAUCGUGAGCGCAACGAUUGGAGCCCAGAAAUUUAUCGUUUUGGGAAGCCGCCGAGCAGCCCAGGACCUCCUUGAGAGACGGGCCAGUAUAUAUAGCUCGCGUCCUGCGUCAAAGUUCUUGGAUAAAUACCUACACAAAGGACUGGCGUCUGCUUUCAUGCCAUAUGGUGCCCAAUGGAGACUCCAUCGACGACUGGGUUCAUCACUUCUCAGUGAAAAAGCGUCCAUCGUGUAUCGCCAUCUCCAGGACUUUGAGAGCAAGCGACUACUUCAAGACUUCUUGUCCACAGAUAACUUCUCGGAGGCUUUUCUCAGCUACACCUCUGGUAUCAUGUUCACUCUCGUAUACGGAAAAGGAAGAGGAAAAGAUGAUAGCGACCAUAAGAUGUUAUAUCAGAUUAACGAAAUGGCCACUUUCGUCCUUCAGAAAGCUUCUUUCGGAACUAUCUUGCUCGACCUUUUCCCUAUCCUCGACUGGCUUCCACAUUGCUUCUUGACCUGGAGAAAGAAGGCCGAGAGGCUCCACUACAAGACCAAAGAGGUCUAUACCCAGUGCGGCAAUAUCGCGCUGGAGGGCGACUGUUGGAACUGGAGCCGUGAAGUCUCUCAGAGGAACAAAGGAAAGGAGCUUCCCUGGGAAGGUGUUUGCUACGCGCUGGGAGAACUUUACGUAGCCGGAAUCCACACAACCAAGAUGGUCUUGGAGAUAUUUAUCAUGAUAUGUAUACUCCACAAGGAGGUGGUACAAAAAGCGCAAACAGAGCUAGAUUCCGUUGUCGGUGAAGAACGGUUACCGGCGUUUGACGACCUUGAAAAGCUUCCAUACAUCCGGGCAAUCGUUUCUGAGCUGCUCCGCUGGCAUCCUAUCUCUCCGAUUGGCGUUCCUCACGCAGUCAUACAAGACGACGAGUACAUGGGCUACCGUAUCCCUGCUAAUUCAACGGUAGUGGCGAAUCAAUAUGGAAUGAACAUGGACGAGGGGAUUUUUGACAAUCCCGCAUGUUUUAAUCCUGAUCGAUAUCUUGACAACCCCGAUCUACCUGUCUCUGCUUUUGGCUUUGGACGGCGGGUAUGUCCAGGCCACCGGCUCGCGCGGUCUAGUUUGAUGAUCGUCACUUCGCGCCUGCUUUGGGCAUACGAUAUCACCUCUGCAUCAGGAGCCACGGAGCUUAGCGACGAGUCAAGUCCCUCUUCAGUCAAAGCCUCGUUUCGAGCCAGGAGCUCUAAACACGAACAGGUUAUCAAGAAAGAGUGGGAAAGUUCGGAUAAAGACGAAAAGCGGAUCUUGGAAAGGAUUAGAGAAGGUAUGUAAAGGAUAGGAACAUACUUAUAUCCAGUGGAUAUCCUGAAAUUGCUGGAGCGUUUCAAAACCGAUUCGUACUGCAAGCUUUGAGCAGGGAUAGGAAAUACACAAUAAUUCCCCAGCCAUUGAUAAAAUGUUCGUUGACCGUCUAUGGGUGAGGAUUCAAAGUCUACUACUAAUACAUCUAUGGUGAUCAAAACUUGUGAUGGGUUGCAAUCA